GCCAUUAUACAUUCUGCUGCCUCUAUUCCAGCCCAGACUGCCCUCCAAAUCUUCGCGUGCAAGUCUCACGAUAAGGCGUCCACUCAGCUGUGGCUGACCGUCCGUCAACUGUGGCUGACGGGAGAUUAAUACGACAACAAAACGGCGCUUCCUUCUAGCCAUCCAGCUCUUCAUCCACCACCAAUCUCUCACCUGAAAUUACAAUAUCCAGCGGUCACCAUGCGCUUCAACACCUCCAUACCUAUCCUCCUCACCUUCCUCAGCAUCGCAUCAGCCCAAACAUGCGACGGCGGCACAGCAUGCGGCUAUUCUGCACAACUCUGCUGCAGCGCCGACGAAAUGUGCGUGACAGACGAGAACAAUCAAGCAAUUUGUUCUGUUCCCGCCUUGAGCAGUUCGACGCCGGUGGUCAGCUCGGAGAUUGCUGCUACGACGUCGAUGCCGAGUAGCUCGGAUUCCGCUACUGUGACGCCAAUGUCGACGUCGACGUCAACGCAGGUCACGGGCGUGGAAAGCUCGUCGUCCAAGACGGAUGUUGGGAAUGCGAGUGCUACUGCCAAUUCGACCGCCAUGCUGUCUUCUAGCGCUACGCAGAGUGCUGAUGCGACUGGUGUGGAGUCGACGGCAUCGACUACCAGCGCGGAAGAGACGGCAGAGACGAGUUCGUCCGAUGCGACUGAGGCUUCGGCUUCACCGACGACGGGAGCGGGUGGAAGGGUAGAGAGGAGUUGGUAUGAUGUGGUGGGAAUGAGUGUUGUUGUUGUUGUGACGGUGUUGAUGUUUUGAGUGAGGAAGAGAGUUGGAGAAGGAAAUCGGAUGGCAGGGAACAUGGCGAGAGGUAGGGCGUUGGUAUGAUUCUGUAGGUUUGUACUGCGUAUAAUGGGAGGUAUGGUGUGUCUAUUGUGAAUGUGAGAUGUGGCUUACCAUGAAGUUGAGGUUAAAAUCGAUGGAACCGUGCACAUUGUUGCUCAGCACGUCUUACCUCUUACCGCUCCUCGAGCCAAACAUGAACGUGCGAUCUUGCGACAUGUCGAGACAAUCUCAGCCAAAGUUUUACAUC
Molecule: messenger RNA, 1060 nt
Organism: Alternaria rosae
Lineage: Eukaryota; Fungi; Ascomycota; Dothideomycetes; Pleosporales; Pleosporaceae
Exons: 1
Coding region: 220-786 (188 amino acids)
Source: RefSeq, a predicted model, not a curated record